Messenger RNA from Amorphotheca resinae ATCC 22711, 918 nucleotides. RefSeq lists its product as hypothetical. Gene Ontology annotation, biological process: DNA-templated transcription initiation. Gene Ontology annotation, cellular component: RNA polymerase I complex. The transcript has a single exon. The record is from RefSeq and is a predicted model, not a curated record. Lineage: Eukaryota; Fungi; Ascomycota; Leotiomycetes; Helotiales; Amorphothecaceae. The coding region runs from base 1 to 918 and encodes 305 amino acids.
AUGGGCUCCUCUCAAUCCCCCUCCAAGCCGCACAAGAAGGACAAGUCGUCGGAAAAGAAGCGCAAGCGGGAACACGGCGAAGACGGCCAUAAAUCCAAGUCAAAGAAACACAAGUCAGACAAAGCAGCCGAUAAAUCGACCCCAGUUCCAGAAGCGCCUGCAACAAGCUCACCCUUUCACGUCCAAACCUCGUCACUCUACCUUCCGCUUGCCUCCGUCUCCCAGGGCGCACCGCUCGAAGGUCUUUGCGCCGAGCACAUCUCGCCCUUAAUUCUCACCUACUUCCCACCGUUCCGCGGCGUUAUCCUCUCCUAUUCCAACCCGCGACUCUCAGAGGAGCCCUUCGGGGAUGAUGGAAACUCAACAUUACUCCAAAGCGUCGACGAAUACGCCGUAAGCUGGGGCUGGGUAACUGCCGAGUUUCUUUUAUUCAAACCUGACCGCGGAGCUUGGCUGGAGGGAUUUGUGAACUUGCAGAACGAGGGCCACCUAGGAGUCGUAUGUUGGAAUCUCUUCAAUGCGAGUAUAAAGAGGAAUAGCUUGCCGCAAGACUGGAAGUGGGUAGGCGUUGAGGAACUGGGUAAGGACGGAGGCGAGGUGUAUGCCGAGGAUGGCCAGGGAUACUUUGUGGAUGGGGAAGGAAAGAAGAUUGAAGGGAUGGUGAAGUUUAGAAUCAGGGAGAUCGAGUCGAGCCAUGACAAGGAGAGAGGCUUCUUGAGUAUUGAGGGGACAAUGCUGGAUGAUAAAGCGGAGAAGCAGCUUCUUGCGAGUGAGAGGCAGAAGAAGACAAGUAGGGAAACUGCUGGGAGAAGAUUAGGAGGAGCGAAUGCUUUAGGGGCGACAAAUCUAGGUGUUCCUGCAGAGCCAGAUAUGAUGGAUAUCGAUGGUGAGACGAGGAAACACAGGGUGAAUUAUUGA